AUGGCCAAGAGAUUUCAUUUGCUAGAGGAUUCUCAAACACAUGAUCAUCCUCAUAGUCAUAAGCAAAUGUGGGUGAUUCUUAUCAUUGCCAUUUUAGCUGCCUUGCUGUUGGGAUCUUCCUUCUUGUUCUUUUGCAGACGACGGAGAUGGAGCCGUAAAGGAAGUCUGAAAGCCGAGAAAUUGCAGUUGAGGCGUUUCCAAGUUGAGGAGCUUGAAAAGGCUACCAAAAACUUUAGCGCAGACUGUUUGUUGGGGUCCGGUGCAUUUGGCAAUGUCUAUAAAGGAACCUUUGAAGUUGAAGGUACAUUAGCAAUCAAGAGAGCUCAUGCUGAAUCAUACCAAAGCGUUGAAGAAUUCAGAAAUGGUAAGCAGCCUUAUGCAUUCAACACCAUAAUUGAGUUUAUUUACCGCAGCUCAAGUAGAUUGACUUGUUUUUAUUGAUUUCUUGAAACAGAAGUUAGGCUUCUUUGGAAAGUAAAUCAUCCAAAUCUUGUAGGUUUGGUAGGGUUCUGUGAAGAACCCGGUGCGUAUAUUGAGCCUCAAAUCAUUGAUUAAUUAAUCAGUUGUCUAGGGUAGUGAUAAGAACCUAAGAUUUUUUUACUUCAUUUGAAACAGGACCAAAAGGUGCAAAAAUAUUGGUUUAUGAAUACGUACCACAUGGUUCUUUGCUCGAGUAUAUCAUGGGAAGAGGUGGAAAAAACUUUACAUGGAGGCAAAGAGUGAACAUAGCCAUUGGAGCUGCUAAAGGAAUAGCUCAUUUGCAUGAUGGGAUUAAGCCAAGCAUAAUCCACCGAGAUAUUAAGCCUAGCAACAUCUUAAUUGGAGAAAGGUAUGAAGCCAAAGUCUCGGAUUUUGGACUUGUGAAAAUGGGACCUAUUGGGGAUCAAUCACAUGUUAGUAGCCAGAUCAAAGGAACACCUGGGUACCUUGAUCCUGCUUAUUGUACAAGUUUUCAUUUGAGUCCUUUUAGUGAUGUUUAUAGCUUUGGUGUAAUACUUCUGCAACUUAUUGCUGCCCGGCCGGCCGUGGAUUCUGCUAGAAGUCACCCCAAUUAUCAUAUCAUUGACUGGGCGAGGCCGAGUAUAGAGAGGGGCCACAUCGAAGAAAUCCUCGAUACUACUCUUUUAUCCAGACCUUGCAACAUUGACAUGAUGCUGACAAUGGGUGAACUUGGUUUAAGAUGUGUUGCGAAAACGCCUAAAGACCGUCCAACUAUGACUCAGGUCUGGCAAGAACUGGAAAAUACACUUUAUUCAGUCGACAAUUUGAUCAACAAACAGCCUUUGAGAAGCUCCAAACCAACCACCACCCCCACGUUUCCUGGAGCAACGGAACAAGGACAUCAUAGAUCAUUUGACCUGGAUUAUUCCCAAAGCUUUGUGAGCAUAGAUGGUGUUGGAUUUCAGAAGUUCCAUGUCGAGUUGGAUAGUGCCAGUAUUGACAUGAUAAGAAGAAUCUGA
Hibiscus syriacus is the source of this 1460-nucleotide messenger RNA. RefSeq names its product probable serine/threonine-protein kinase PBL11. Gene Ontology annotation, molecular function: ATP binding; protein kinase activity. Gene Ontology annotation, biological process: protein phosphorylation. Lineage: Eukaryota; Viridiplantae; Streptophyta; Magnoliopsida; Malvales; Malvaceae. The record is from RefSeq and is a predicted model, not a curated record. The transcript is spliced from 5 exons. Bases 681 to 1460 code for a protein of 259 amino acids.